UUGAAAAGUGUUUCUUUUUUCAAAAAGCAAGAUUUAAGUGUUUGAAAUCUUAAAAGAACAUAUAAGAAAAUAUACUUACAACAGGAUCAAAUCUAUGGCAAAUGUUAAACCCUAAUUUAAGAGUUCAUGAAUGCACUUGUUCUUUCUAAAGAAAGAAAUCUCAUCAGAUGUCAUUCCUAAUGGCAUUAAAGACUUUAUACUUCUUUUGGAGCAUUUUAGAGCUCACAUUCUCCUUUUUGUAUUGGACUGAUGUCCUUUUCUGUAUCCCUGCUGCAUGGAAUAUGCUUGCCCUCUUCCUCUCUUGUUAUUUGGUGUCUUCACAAUCAGUAUUUCAUAAUAUUGGCCUAUGAGUCAACAGUUCAUAGCUUCUAACCAGUUGGGACAGACACUGUUCAGCUAUGAUCCAUUUUUCUUGUGAAAAACAGGCAUAUACAGUAACUGCCACUUAAGAAAUCUGAGUCCUGGAUUUUUGAGAGCAGGAACUUUCCAACAAUGCAAGAAAUAAAUGAAUAGGCUAAAAAAUCAGACAAUAGAAAAAACAAAGGAUUUAAAUUUCUGUACUGUAGUUGCCAUAUAGGGGUGCUGAUCUCAAUCAUGUCCCCCCAUGCCUAACUUUUUGGGGAAAAAAAUUAUAAUUUCUAAUUUUGAGAUUUGCUCCUUCUACAAAUAUUAUGCAUCUUGAAGUGAUGAAAGUGGCCAUUAAACAUUAUAGGGGAUCCAGCUCUUUGAAAAUCCAAUGUAGUCCUUCAAUACUAUAAAUACCUCAAUUCUCAAACAAUACUAUUUUUUAAAGCUGUGAUGUCAAGAGAGUUUGAUUUUUUUUAGGGGAAGAAAAUUACUUCUAGUCCUUGGAGUGGGGGUCCUGGGAGGGGAAGACAACCUUUUGCUUCAAUGAAGAAAAUGGGUAUAAAAAAGAACGAUCAAUGUUAGAGAAUCUCAUUUUAUUCAUUUUACCAAGUAUUGGAUACUUCCAAGCCCCUCCAGAGCAGCAAUGUUUUAGAAAGAAAGCAUUGAUUUUGUGAUCACAACAAAGGAAUGCCUGCUUACUUCAGACAGGGUAAUACAAUAUCGGUCUCUCUGAUUCCCUGUAGAAAAAUGGUAUUAGUGUAAGGGGACACUAUAAUAUUACAAAAUCCUGAAGGAACUGCUUGAGUACUUAUUCACUAUAAGGAUGCUGAGGUAACAAAACUGCUGUCUUCCAAUAAAAUACAUUUAAAGGAAUUGUUUUGUCAUAGUAUUAGGCUGUAAAAGGCAUUACACAGCACAGCUGCUAAUAUUAUCAGCCACUGUUAAUAAAAUUUAAUUAGUACAAAUGUUGAUUAAAGGCCAGAUUCAAUAUAUGUUUGUUAAUAUGUAAUCUUUUUAAGCUUAGUUCAGUGCUUAAUCAUAUCCUCCUGAAACAUGGAAAAGAGUUGGAAAAAUAUUUUUUCUGGAAGGAAGAAUGUGUAAUGGGAAUAGGGAGAGGGACACUGCUAGUUUUACUUUUUCUUUUUUGUUCAUCAAACCUUAUUAUCUUCUGGAAAGACCUGACAUCUUCUCAAUCAGCAGGAAGUCAAAUGUUAAGCAUCCAUACACCACACAACAAUCAAAUUCAUUCCUUUAUGGAGUGCUCCCAUUUUUCACUUUGAAAAAAAUCAGCACAACUUGAUUUUUUUCAAUGUGAGAGGCCUACCUAAAAUGCAGUUAGAUAAUAAACUGAUACAUAUCUACUCAUAGAUGAGAACUAUUUUCUAUCAAAUAUUUCUUCUAUACUGUUAGUUACUAUUUCUUCUAUACCAAGUCAGUUACAAUGCCUUUGGCUACAACCUUCUCUUUGGCACUGUUUGGGACACUCCAUCUAUACUUAUAAGGAAAGCAAGCUGUGAUGCUCAAGGAAUACAAGGUGUAGCUCUUUUAUUUUCCUAGCACACAGCAUGUAAGAGUAGUCCCAUUCAUUCUCUCACCAUCAUUUUCCUAUAUGCCACAACAUUUUGUGAAAGGGCAACAGAGAGAUCCCAAGCUGCAGCCCACCACAUAGCACCCUUCUGCCUUUGACUCAACUGUGGUUCUAUCAGCUCUCCUUAUCAUAGCUCACUGCUAAUCAGGAUGAGGAAAGGAAACAUUUUCCCUCCCAGGUAAAACUAGAAAGGACUUUUUUUUAAAGGUACCAGAUGAUUCAGACUGAAGUAGUUUCAUUGCUCAUGAAGAGUGAUUUUACACGUAUGCAAUUCUUCGUGCUGCAAAUAGCAUAAGGAAAAGAAUAAUCACAAUACUCCCACAAGUUUAGGCAAGACUGACCAGUAGUCAAAUCUGUAACUCAUGCUUCACUUUCUGGAAAAAUGUUUAGAUGAUCAGCCUCUCCAAAGGGAGAACUGGCCAGCAAGAUCAUCACUAAUGAUUUUGGCAGUCAAAUGACUAAAGGUUACAAGCAGAUACUUCUUUAUUAUACCAGUGCCUACGUUUACCCAAUAUUCUAAGCCAUAACCAUUAUUUAGAAAUUACAUUAGCAAGUUUGCACAGUAUCCCAAGCCAAAACUAAAUUAUAUUAUGGUUUGAAGUGAUGUGAAAUCCAGGGUCUAUGUUUUACUGCUAGUCAGCUGACUUUCAAAGCUUUGCAAUGGGCCUUUAAAUCAGGACUUGGGAUUAGCACUGCAGUUUUAUAUAAAUACUUUGGAACAGGGCCAUUUAGUUAGGGGUGCCAAAGUGGUCUGAAAAGGAGUUGCCAAGCCUGUUUUUUGUUUGUUUUCAGUUGAGUUUGUAAGCAAAGAGGGAGGACAUUCCCCUGUGUUUAAAAUAUAAGUCAUCCUACUCUGUUCAGGGCUGGAGUAUAGUUCCAUCAAGCCGGUGUUGGGGACAAUAGGAAUUAUAAUCAACAUAAGGAGAGGACCUCAUAUUGUUGAAUUCUGCUGUAAAUAAAUGGGCAAAUUUUUCAGUGGGCUGCCCUCAGAGUACUAAAUUUCAUCACAGACCAUAAUAGCUGGAUUACACAUAAUUGCUUUGUGAUAAUUGAUUGUCAGGCCGACAUCUAGUAAGGGCGUCCUAAAAAAUGCUUUUAAAUCUCUGCCUACAGCCAAUUCGCAUCUUCUGUUCCUUAAAUGAUCACGUGAGCCUACCCAUUCAACAUCCAGAGAUAGUUGCGUCCUUAGAGCUUCAAAGGCUCGAUAGGAGUGCUAAGCAUAGGCGCGCUUGCCAGCGUUCGUCGCGAUGUUGCAUCCAUACAAUUCUCUUAGCAGUGUUAUGGUGUGGCUCGCAACUUCCCAAUGUAGCCAACAACCCUGCCAUUCCCGGGUGAUCUCUUCUCCAAGUACUAACCAUGAGGGGAAGUCUUGCUUAGCUUACGAGUCAAUCAAGAAAGGCCGGCUAAGUGGCAUUGCAAUUCACUUCACGCACACUAUAAUCAGUGUCCUUUAUUUCCGAGUAAAGUUGCAUAAACUCGGCCUUCUGACAAGUCAGGUUUUCUUUACGAAAUUUUGGCUGGCCUCCGUCCGCAACGAUACCAGACUUUGCCUACUCUACAUGUACUAUCAGGUAAAGAUCGUCGGUGGCGUAUGGCUACUGUGUCAGCAUGCAGAAACCGGCGGAGAGCAGGUUUUCGGGGCAGAAUAAAAACCUCAGGCGAACUUUAUGCUCCUUUCAGUGCGUAUAUAAGGGCCUCAAGGGGCGCUCUUCGGGAAUCUCUCCGGCUCUGAUUCUCGCAGGCGUCGCUCUCGAAGAACGCGUCGUUGCGUGCGCGUUUGGCGCGUGGCGGCGGCGGCUCCCGCGACCCUCUGGUGCCGCUUCUUUCUCUUUCCUCGGUCUCGCGCUCUUCCACGGGGCUUCCUCCGAGUCUUUCCUUCCGCCCAGCGCGGCGCUGCCUGGAGGAUACCGCGGGAUGUCGGGAGCGGUGGCAGGCGGCGGGCCCGGACCCGUGNCUCAGGGACUGAAAGAAGCGCUGGUGGAGACCCUGAACGGGAUCCUCUGCCCGGUGCAGGGCGUUCGUGCUGCGGCCGAGGAGCAGGUGAAGGUGCUGGAGGUGACGGAGGAAUUUGGUGUUCACUUGGCAGAGUUGACUGUAGAUCCCCAAGGAGCACUGGCUAUUCGUCAGCUAGCAUCUGUGAUUUUGAAACAAUACGUGGAAACUCACUGGUGUUCCCAAUCAGACAAGUUUAGACCUCCUGAAACUACAGAAAGGGCAAAAGCUGCCAUUAGGGAACUGCUCCCCAAUGGGUUGAGGGAAUCAAUUAGUAAAGUACGCUCAAGUGUUGCUUAUGCAGUUUCAGCAAUAGCACAUUGGGACUGGCCUGAAGCUUGGCCUGAACUUUUUAAUCUCCUGAUGGAAAUGCUGGUCAGUGGAGAUCUAAAUGCAGUGCAUGGAGCUAUGCGAGUGCUUACAGAAUUCACUCGAGAGGUAACAGACACACAGAUGCCCCUUGUUGCUCCAGUUAUUCUUCCAGAGAUGUACAAGAUUUUUACAAUGGCUGAGGUGUAUGGUAUUCGUACAAGAUCACGUGCUGUAGAAAUCUUCACCACUUGUGCACAGAUGAUCUGCAACAUGGAAGAGUUGGAAAAGGGAGCAGCCAAAGUUCUGAUUUUCCCUGUGGUGCAGCAGUUUACUGAAGCCUUUGUUCAGGCCUUGCAAAUGCCUGAUGGGCCUACAUCAGAUAGUGGACUUAAAAUGGAAGUUUUAAAGGCAGUGACAGCUUUAGUGAAAAACUACCCAAGACACAUGAUUUCCUCUAUGCAACAGAUUCUUCCUAUUGUUUGGAAUACACUUACAGAAAGUGCAGCCUUCUAUGUGAGAACAGAAGUAAAUUAUACAGAAGAAGUGGAAGAUCCAGUCGAUUCUGAUGGUGAAGUUUUGGGCUUUGAAAACCUAGUUUUCAGCAUAUUCGAGUUUGUUCAUGCUCUGUUAGAAAACCACAAGUUUAAAAGCACAGUGAAGAAAGCAUUGCCUGAAUUAAUAUAUUACAUCAUUCUCUAUAUGCAGAUAACAGAGGAGCAGAUAAAAGUCUGGACAGCUAAUCCACAACAGUUUGUUGAGGAUGAAGAUGAUGAUACAUUUUCCUAUACAGUUAGAAUUGCUGCACAGGACUUAUUGCUGGCUGUGGCAGCUGAUUUCCAGAAUGAAAGUGCAACAGCUUUGGCUGCAGCAGCUACACGACACCUGCAGGAAGCGGAGCAAGCAAAAAACAGUGGUGCUGAGCAUUGGUGGAAGAUACAUGAAGCUUGCAUGCUGGCUUUAGGUUCUGUCAAGUCUCUUAUCACGGACUGUGUAAAAAAUGGAAGGAUACAUUUUGAUAUGCAUGGGUUUCUAACCAAUGUUCUUCUUGCUGAUCUCAACCUGUCAGUUUCGCCUUUCCUUCUUGGCCGUGCUCUUUGGGCUGCCAGUCGCUUCACAGUAGCAAUGUCUCCAGAGCUCAUCCAGCAAUUUCUACAAGCAACAGUCAGUGGCCUUCAUGAAACACAACCUCCUUCUGUGCGAAUUUCUGCAGUAAGAGCUAUUUGGGGCUACUGUGACCAACUGAAGAUCUCUGAAAGCACCCAUGUCUUACAACCUUUCCUUCCUAGUAUCCUUGAUGGAUUAAUACAUUUGGCAGCUCAAUUUAGUUCAGAGGUUCUCAAUCUUGUGAUGGAAACACUUUGCAUUGUCUGCACAGUAGAUCCAGCCUUUACAGCAAGCGUGGAGAACAAGAUUUGUCCCUUCACGAUUGCAAUAUUUCUCAAAUAUAGUAAUGAUCCAGUUGUUGCUUCCCUUGCCCAGGAUAUUUUUAAGGAACUAGCACAAAUAGAAGCCUGUCAAGAUGCAAUGCAGAUGAGAUUAAUUCCAACUCUUGUCAGCAUCAUGCAAGCUCCUGUUGAUAAAAUUCCAGCAGGGCUUUGUGCAACUUCAAUAGACAUAUUAACAACUGUUGUAAGAAAUACUAAACCACCCCUUUCAGAGCUCUUAAUUUUCCAAGCUUUUCCUGCUGUGGCUCAGUGUAGCCUGCACACAGAUGACAAUGCUACCAUGCAGAAUGGUGGCGAGUGUUUACGUGCAUACAUCUCAGUAGCUCUGGAACAAAUUGCACAGUGGCAUGAUGAGCAAGGCCACAAUGGAUUGUGGUAUGUGAUGCAGGUGGUGAGUCAACUUCUGGAUCCACGCACCUCAGAAUUCACAGCUGCCUUUGUAGGCAGGCUAGUUUCCACAUUAAUUUCCAAAGUUGGGAGUGAAUUGGGAGAAAAUCUGGAUCAGAUUCUCAGAGCAAUUCUUAGUAAAAUGCAGCAAGCAGAAACACUCACUGUAAUGCAGUCUUUGAUCAUGGUAUUUGCUCACUUAGUUCAUUCUCAGCUGGAACCACUACUAGAAUUCCUUUGUAGUUUACCUGGACCAACAGGCAAGCCUGCUCUGGAAUUUGUAAUGUCAGAGUGGAUGAGUCGACAACAUUUGUUCUAUGGACAAUAUGAAGGGAAAGUCAGCUCUGUAGCUCUGUGUAAGCUACUCCAGUAUGGUAUCAACACAGAUGACAAGCGACUCCAAGAUAUCAGGGUAAAAGGGGAAGAAAUAUUUAAUAUGGAAGAAGGAAUACGUACACGAUCAAAAGCAGCCAAAAAUCCUGAGCGCUGGACCAAUAUUCCUUUGUUAGUUAAAAUCUUAAAGCUGAUAAUAAAUGAGCUUUCUAAUGCGAUAGAAGCAAAUGCUUCUCGACAAACUGCUGCAGAAUGGAGCCAAGAGGACUCCAAUGAUAUGUGGGAAGAUCAAGAAGAUGAUGAGGAAGAAGAGAAUGAAGGGUUAACAGGACAGCUAUUGUCAGAUAUUCUUGCCACCAACAAAUAUGAUGAAGAUUAUUAUGAAGAUGAUGAUGAAGAUGAUCCAGAUGCACUGAAGGAUCCUCUGUAUCAGAUAGAUUUACAGGCUUAUCUUACAGACUUCUUAUGCCAGUUUGCCCAGCAGCCUUGCUAUGCAAUGUUCUCAGACCAUCUCAAUGAGAAUGAAAGAAGAGUUCUUCAGACCAUUGGCAUAUAAAUCCAGAGUAGUUGAUCAUAUCUAACCAACAUUUUCUGGUUUAUUUCACAUUUGUGACCUAAACAUGAAACACCUUCCUUUAUUCACAAGAUAUUACAGAUACAGUUAUUCUUUAUUUGGAAGUACUGCUCGUGAUUUAGAAGGCAACAAAAGGCAGAUAUGCAUGGAGUUUUGCAUAUUGAAUUCGCACAAUGGGAACACUAUUCUUCUGAUAAACUUUCCAGUUUGGCUCUAAAUAUUUUUUCCUCCACUGAAAGGCACUUCACUGACUUUACAGUACAGUUUAAUGAAAUGAGGAAGAAGUUGUUGUCACUAGCUUGUUUAUAUAGAAACUGGGAAGUAUCCCGCUUCACAUUUUUGUUAUGCAGGGUAUAUUAUCUUGAUCUAACCAGAUGACAUCUUUUUAUAUAGACAUUUGGAAUGAAAUGGAAUCUGCUUCCAGUCCAAUACUUUGAAUUAAAACCUGAAAAAUAAAAAUGUUAAAAUGUUUCCAUUUAUAGAAAACCUUGGGGCUCUGCCAUUUUCGUAAUCUGCACUAAAACUAUCAUGCACCCAUAUUGAGCAGACUUGCUACAUUAAAACUCAGUUCCUGUGAUUAUUGAUGACUUUUGUUUAGAAACCAAACUUUUUUUAUAUGAAACUGAUUGUAUUUAACUUGUUUAUUUACUUCAUGAAUCCAUUUCUCCAAUACUGUUUGCUUUGUUCACACACAGGAUUAUAGAACUGGCUAAACUGUAGUCCACAAAUUAGUAUAAGUAUUUUUUAUAGGGCAGUAAAAUUAAUAUUGCUGGUUACUCUGCAAGUCAGUACGCCGAUGCAUCUCCCAACACCUUUUUGCCUUUUUCUCCCUUCUGGGAAAUGAAAUAAAACUAUUCAAACAUAAAUUGGUAUUGUUCUUUUUAAAAUUCAGAAAAGAAAAUGGUACCCUUUCUCUUGAACAACAAAUUCUCUUUUAAUCACCACUGAGAAUACUGUAUUUCUGUAUAGGUAUGGAAAGCAACUUUCUGCUUAAUGUGUACUGCUACAUUAACUAAUCUGUGUUGACUUCACAUGGUUUGAAGCGUGAAACUAAAUGAAAUUUGCUUCUAUUAAAUGCCUAUUACAAGAAGCAUUUCUGGCUCAUCAAAAAGCCAGGACUUGCACAGAGUUAUAGAUAAGUAGUUAGACACAUAGUAUAUCUCUGACCUCCUUGACAAAGACAAUAUGUAUGAAAGCAACUAUGUAAGUAUUUCUCUCCUAUGAAUGAAGUAAAUCUAAUGGAAACUAAAUUUUAGCAUUCCACAACUGCUGAGAAACUGUC
Python bivittatus (Burmese python) is the source of this 8261-nucleotide messenger RNA. The record is from RefSeq and is a predicted model, not a curated record. NCBI's taxonomy places the organism in Eukaryota, Metazoa, Chordata, Lepidosauria, Squamata, Pythonidae.